Molecule: messenger RNA, 455 nt
Organism: Ylistrum balloti
Lineage: Eukaryota; Metazoa; Mollusca; Bivalvia; Pectinida; Pectinidae
Exons: 3
Source: RefSeq, a predicted model, not a curated record
UAAGGUUGGAUUGAGGGUUUUUGACCAAAGAUGGGUGGUUUUUCAUCGUUAAAUUUGUAACUCAAAAUCCAGGUGUUGCAGAAGUAUGCAACGGAAUGAUGCAAACGAUGUGAAGCAGCGUCGUGGCAGCGGUCCGAGGGACCAAAGUGGGCAGUCACCACAACAAGAGUCCGUCCAGCACUAUGUGUUGACUGGCCAGUUACAGGCUAUUACGGGUUCAGGAAGGCAGACCUCGCUAGGUUUGCUUCCCUCAGCAUCCCCAGGCGUGUCCUUGGGAAGCUCCAAUGUGGCAACCCCAGUCAUUGGUUCCAGCACACCUCUCCAGCACCAGACUGUGGUCGUGUCCUCACAAGACCUGGAGCGCAUCUUCACUGCAGGUGCUCCUGGGCCCUCUGCGGUUGCGACCACUCAAUGUCUGUCUGCCCAGUCUCUACAAAGACAGCUAAGUACUCAAG